ACAAUAGAGAUUUAAACCCUAAGCCUUAAAAAUUGACCAAUCACUGUCGAGUGUGAGUAGAAUACGCGACUGUGAUUGGUCAAUUUCUUAGACUGUAGAUUGGGACUAGAGAGCACCAUCUGACGCUCGAUUGACCGGAGCAUGUUCGGGAAUGUCGAAUUUCAAAAACACCGACUGCCGCUGUCAAUCGUCAACGUGAAAGGGUGAUAUGUGCGACGUUGUCGUACGUAUCGGAGAUCAGUUUCGAAAUGGAGGGACUGCUAGUGACGGACGCGGCCGCGAUCAGGGAGAGGUUUCUGACGACCGGCUGCGCGAGGCUGGACGCGAAACUCGGGGGCGGCGUACCCUGCAGGGGUGUCACGCAGAUUUACGGCGCCGCCGGCACCGGGAAGACGCAGCUGGCCCUACAGCUAUGCCUCGCCGUCCAACUGCCGACAACCGCGGGCGGCCUCGGAGCUGGUGCCAUAUAUAUUUGUACGGAAACUACUUUCCCCUCGAGACGGUUGCAGCAACUGCUGAGAAACUCGGAGUUAGUCAAGGCUCAUUCUGUGAAUGGAGAUGUGAUAUUUGUGGACCACGUAACCACGACUGAAGAACUGGUGUUGUGCCUGCGACGCAAAGUCCCAGCGCUGAUGAACGCUCAUAAGAUAGGACUGUUAAUCAUCGACUCGAUAGCCGCCCCUUACAGAGUAGAGGACUGGCAGGACCAGCUACACGGCAAAUCUAAGAGGCUCAUCGGCCGACAGUUACACGAGCUUUGUAAAAACGAUGACCUGUGCGUGAUCUGCAUCAACCAGGUUUCCGCGGUCAUAAAUGGUCACAGACUCAUCUCCGAGGACGCGAAUGAGCAGCCGGCUCUAGGGUUCACGUGGUCGAGUAUGAUAACCACCUCUAUACACUUUUACCGAAGGCUCUCCCAGCGAUACGCCUGCGUGAUGCUGGCCUCGCACUUGCCGAGAAUCACCUUCCAGUUCGAGGUGAACGAAUCUGGUGUCGGGGCGACUCAAUAAAUCUGUGUUACCGCAAAA
Vollenhovia emeryi is the source of this 1028-nucleotide messenger RNA. RefSeq names its product DNA repair protein XRCC3-like. The coding region runs from base 249 to 1010 and encodes 253 amino acids. The transcript is spliced from 5 exons. Gene Ontology annotation, molecular function: four-way junction DNA binding; ATP-dependent DNA damage sensor activity; ATP hydrolysis activity. Gene Ontology annotation, biological process: t-circle formation; resolution of mitotic recombination intermediates; double-strand break repair via synthesis-dependent strand annealing. The record is from RefSeq and is a predicted model, not a curated record. Lineage: Eukaryota; Metazoa; Arthropoda; Insecta; Hymenoptera; Formicidae. Gene Ontology annotation, cellular component: replication fork; Rad51C-XRCC3 complex.